This is a messenger RNA of Theileria orientalis strain Shintoku, 822 nucleotides long. RefSeq names its product molecular chaperone DnaJ. Lineage: Eukaryota; Apicomplexa; Aconoidasida; Piroplasmida; Theileriidae. The record is from RefSeq and is a predicted model, not a curated record.
AUGUUUAAAACUUAUUACAAUAUCCUGCUCGAGUUGUUGGAUAUGAAAAAUUAUUACACUAUUCUAGGUACGUUCGGAGCCAGAGAUUUGUGUUUAGGCGUUGCGAAGAAUGCGACUCGCCUGGAUAUAAGGAAAGCCUACCUACAGAAGGCUAAAUUAUAUCACCCUGAUCUAAACCCGUCUGCUUCAGCUGCUUCUAAGUUCAAGGAGAUUCAAGAGGCCUACAACACCCUGUACAACCCUGACAAGCGCAGAGAGUACGACGCUGGGCCGAGUACGUUUAAUUCAACACAUUCGCACUCAGGUUUUUAUUCGAGCACUGCAAACAGAUACAAUACCUAUGACGCAAGCAGGCAAUAUCGCAGUUACACUGAAGCUCCGUACAACAGUGACAGCUUUGAACAGCAGUUCAGGGCUGAAACGGAAUGGCUGAGAAAACAGUGGCAACAAAUGGAAGAAGAGAGAUUCAAGAACGAAUCUGCAAAUUUGCGGAAUUUAAACUCUAAUUUUCGAUUUAAACUGUUCGACAACUUUUUCAAUAUGCCAAUCAACUGGUUAAGAUACUUUUUUUACUUCAUAAAUCGGAUUUUACCUACUCUUCUGUUCCCGAUAGGUUUAGUACUAUAUCUAACCAGAGAUAACUCUGGUCAUCAGCCGGGUCGCAGAAAGAUGCAAAUCGUCUAUGAUUCUUAUGGUAUUUUUGUUGUUUUUACGAAAAUUACUCAGGGAGGGCCUACACAUUUGACACUUACGGCAGAAGAUACAGGUAAUUUUUCAUUUAAAGACACUUUUCUCAGAACUCCCGAGUUUGACCGCAGGUAG